Molecule: messenger RNA, 669 nt
Organism: Thyridium curvatum
Lineage: Eukaryota; Fungi; Ascomycota; Sordariomycetes; Thyridiales; Thyridiaceae
Exons: 2
Coding region: 1-669 (222 amino acids)
Source: RefSeq, a predicted model, not a curated record
AUGCACUUCACAAAGCUCUCCCUGGCCUUCGGCCUCAUCUUGUCGGCUGGCUCCGUUUUGGCACGGGAUGCCGGAGGAGCGGCGGUGCAACGACGUCAUGUGGGCAGCAUGGCCAGCGCUGCAAAGCUUCAGGUUCGGGAGCCCCAGGACGAGAACAACCCGCAACCACCUGCCCGUGCGGGUGAGAUCCUCCGAGGAGUCGCAAAGAAGAACAGGAACGGCAAGGGGAAGAAGAAAAAGAACACCGCCGCCGCUGGGAAGGCCAAGAAGAACAACGCGGACCCCAACGCCGGCUUCACCUUUGACCCUACCAAUUCCGAGGGGAAUGGGUUCAUCCCAGGGCUCACCGUCAAACGAGCCAACAACGCCGACCCCAAUGCCGGCUUUACUUUCGACCCCACGAACUCGGAGGGAAAUGGGGCCAACGCCUUGAAGUCCAACACCGGCAACCGUAAGAAGAACAAGGGCAAAACCGCCGCCACUGCUGCUGGGAAAGGCAAAGGCAAAAAGAAGAACAACGGGAAGGCAAAGAAGAACAAUGGGAAGGCGAAGAAGAAUAACGCUGCCACUGGGAAGGCCAAGAAGAACAACGCCGAUCCCAAUGCAGGCUUCACCUUCGACCCUACCAACUCCGAGGGGAACGGAUUCAUCCCUGGACUUACUUCUUAA